AUGUGGAGCUUAAGACUCCGGCCACUGCAAAUGCAGUUGGCCUCGAAUCGCUUUCGAGCUCUUUCCAGCUUCAAAACCCACGGCUCUCAGCGCGGUCCUCGCAACAGUAUCCAACGGCCAGACCCCAUACAAGCGCGUAAGACAGUCAGACCAUCCCAAUCAGCCGAUCAACAACAGCCUGAUCCCGCUGCCCCCGAACCUCGAGAUGCUGCCAAUCCGAACUACGACCCGUCGCAAAACACCUUGCUUGCUCCAGUCCAUAUACCAGAAGAUCCCAAUGGGGUACUCAAAGAGUUGCACCCAGCUACGUCAAUUCUGGCAAAUUCAGGGUUGGUCGUACAGCGACAACUUGAAAUGAUGAACGUCAUGAUUGGUUUCGAGCAGGCUAAUAAAUAUAUCAUCAUGGAUGCACAAGGAAAUCACAUUGGAUACAUGGCCGAGCAGGAAAAGGGACUUGGAAAUGCAGUAGCACGGCAAUCCUUCCGCACUCACCGAAGCUUCGUGACGCAUGUCUUUGACCGUCAUGAGAAUGAAGUUCUGCGAUUCCAUCGUCCAUUUGCCUGGAUCAAUUCCAAGAUCCAUGUCUACGAUCCUCUCGACCAAACACCCAACUCUUACUCCCCAUCCACAUCUCUCGAUGGUGUCUCAACAGGAUCCCUCGUUACGCCUGCAUCUACAUCAAAUGCACGUGUAUCGCCACUUGACUUCGAUCAGAUGCGUGUCAUUGGCGAAGCCCAGCAGCAGUGGGCACCCUUACGGCGAAAGUACAAUCUUUUCACCCACCACAGAUCCCCCGACCUAGCUACCGACAUGGGAUCAAAAGCUUCUUCAACAGGGACCGACCUCUCGCAAGGGAAUCAAAUUCAGCUCCAAUCCGCGUCUGACCCAAACUCUGGCCAUUUCAACCAGUUCGCAUUUGUGGACGAACCUUUCCUAUCAUGGGACUUUUCCCUGAAAUCUACAAAUAAUCAAUUGAUCGGAUCUGUCAAUCGUAACUUUGCAGGAUUUGCCCGGGAAUUCUUUACCGAUACCGGUGUCUAUGCUAUGCGAAUGGACUCCGCGGGACUCGGCGCCGAGUCUUCAAACAAUGCACCCAGCGCAAUGAGCCUUGACCAGCGAGCUGUUAUGCUCGCUACUGCGGUGAGCAUUGACUUUGACUAUUUCAGUCGCCACAGCGGCUCCGGUGGCUUUGGCUUCAUGCCUCUCUGGUUCCCCGGUAUGGGUGGUGAAGCUGCAGCAGGCGGUGCUGCAGCAGGUGGUGCCGCGGAAGCUGGCGCUGUUGGAGAAGCGGCGACUGGAACCCUUGGCAGAGCUGCAGCUACUGGUGGCAUGGGAGACGGCAUGGCUGCGGGUGUUACGGGUGCAGGUGCCAUGGCUGGAUAUGACGCUAUGCAGAGAGGUCACUCAGGCCACCCGACUGAUCCAAACUCUCCAGCGCCAUCUGGUCAGCAAGAGUCGCAGCCCACAGAGGCAGAGUCAUCUGGCUUCUAUGACGAACCCCAGGACCCCUGGGGUCAGCAGGACCCUUGGGGCGACGGAGGUGGUGGCGACGCCGGUGAGGGCGGUGAUAGUUGGUCUGACUUUUUCUAG
Penicillium brevicompactum is the source of this 1590-nucleotide messenger RNA. RefSeq names its product scramblase family protein. Bases 1 to 1590 code for a protein of 529 amino acids. The record is from RefSeq and is a predicted model, not a curated record. Gene Ontology annotation, biological process: plasma membrane phospholipid scrambling. Gene Ontology annotation, cellular component: plasma membrane. Lineage: Eukaryota; Fungi; Ascomycota; Eurotiomycetes; Eurotiales; Aspergillaceae. Gene Ontology annotation, molecular function: phospholipid scramblase activity. The transcript is spliced from 3 exons.